CUCGAAUCGUACAGCUUAUUGACGAUUCAUUCGUAUUGAUGAGUCUCGAGUGCAACCUCGCUUCCCUUGCUUUGGGGCUCACCACCGAUCUAGCGUGUCUCUACCAAGUUUGCGGCUUCUUGCAUCCUUGACAAGGCUAGCAUUCACCCAAGUGUCCAACAUUGCCUCACCUGCUCAUCUUCAUUCUGCUGGGCCCCAAAUUGGCUCGUUUUGAGCUCCCAUCCUCGCCACCAUGGCACCAGCGCCGCCGGUCACGUCUCCAGACAUAGCUCGUCUCACGCUGCACAAGCCUAUUCCGAUAGAGUAUCACCUCUACACCACGCCCUUUGCUCUCUUCUACCCUCUCCUGGCCUACGCUUACUUCAUUAAGUACGACAGCUGGAUCAAGAGCGAGGAGUGGACUUUCAUCUUUGUGGUUGGACUGGUAACCAGCCAUGCGUUGAGCUUUCUGAUCACCAAGUGGAGCAUCGGCGCGAGGGCGCUGCUCACCUGCAGACCUGCCAAGUGGCUGCAAGAUGCUUCCAUCGUGCGAGUCUUUCCUCACGCCCACAAGGGAGAGGGAGAGCUGGUUCCCUUGUCAUUCGUGACUCGCAAGGGCCUGCCCCAGGAGGUUUCUUUCACCUAUCAAGCGGACAAAUACAUCUUGACUCAGCCCGAUGCAAAAGCUCCCGUCACAUCGGUGCACACCUCGCCGCUGGUGACUGUGCCCACAUUCCGCCGACUUCCUUACCCAGCAGACUCUCAGCCCACCUUGUCCGCUUUCCAAUCCACCAAGGGCCAUGCGAGCGAGAGGGAAGUGGAAUUCGCGGAAGGUACCUUUGGGAAGAAUCUCUUCGACAUUCCGAGGCCUACCUUUCUGGGCCUCUUUGCUGAACAUGCGGUGGCUCCAUUCUUUGUGUUCCAAAUCUUUUGCGUGGGACUAUGGAUGCUCGACGAGUAUUGGUACUACUCGCUGUUCACCCUCUUCAUGCUCGUCGUGUUUGAGGCCACAGUGGUGUUCCAGCGUCUGCGUACUCUGAACGAGUUUCGUACCAUGUCCAUCCAGCCUUACCAAAUCCAAGUCCACCGUGCAGGCGCUUGGAAGGAAGUCAGCACCACCGAACUGUUGCCUGGCGAUGUUGUAUCUGUCACUCGCUCCAAAGAGGACUCUGCCACUCCUUGCGACCUGCUCCUGCUUGGUGGCAGCGCCAUCGUCAACGAGGCCAUGCUCUCGGGUGAAUCGACACCUCUUCUGAAAGAAGGCAUUGAGUUGCGGGAGGGCAGCGACAAGCUCGAUGUCAAUGGCAACGACAGAAACAAUGUCGUCUUCGGCGGCACAAAGGUCUUGCAGACCACCGCUCCUGGGGCACCUGGGGCUGCUGGUGAGGCUGCCGACCUCAAGUCUCCCGCGAACGCCUUGCAGCUUAAGACGCCAGAUGGCGGCGCGGCAGCUGUCGUGCUACGCACCGGCUUCGGCACGACUCAGGGUCAGCUCAUUCGUCUUAUGGUCUUCACAAAUGAAGGACGCGUCUCUGCUAACAAUCUCGAAGCUUUCCUCUUCAUUGGCUUCUUGCUAAUCUUUGCCAUCGCUGCGAGCUGGUAUGUCUGGACCCGCGGUAUGGAGAUGGGAAGACCCAAAGGCAAAUUGCUUCUGGACUGCGUCCUCAUCAUCACUUCAGUCGUCCCGCCCGAGCUGCCCAUGGAGCUCUCUAUGGCCGUCAACACAUCUCUCAUGGCUCUCGCCAAGUUUUCCAUCUUCUGCACCGAGCCUUUCAGGAUCCCCUACGCCGGAAGGGUCGACGUCUGCUGCUUCGACAAGACUGGAACGAUUACCGGAGAGGAUUUGGAGGUGCAAGGUGUUGCGCAGGUUGGUGCUCGCGGACCUGCGGACCUCAUCAAUCUCAAGGACACGAGCAAGGAGACUACCCUGACUCUAGCUUCUGCACAUGCGCUCGUACUUCUGGACGAUGGAGUGGUAGGCGAUCCGAUGGAAAAGACGACUCUGGAUGCUCUGCAGUGGACUCUGAACAAGGGCGAUCAACUAGCACCCAGCGAUAUCAAGACAGCUCGCCACCGAUUGGGUGUCAAUGUGCGACGACGCUUCCAAUUCUCUUCGGCUUUGAAGCGCAUGUCCACUUUGAGCUUUGUGCAGGACAACACUGGCUCUAGACGACUGUUCGCAAGUGUCAAGGGAGCGCCGGAAACGCUCAGAAGCAUGUACAAGAGUGUUCCCGCAGGCUACGACGAGACUUUCAAGGGCUUCACCAGGAGAGGCAGCCGUGUGCUCGCGCUUGGCUACAAGUACGUGGAUGGAGUUCAGCUGACGGCUGAUGGCGUGAACAAUCUCGGCCGAGGGGACGUGGAGAGCGGUUUGGAAUUCGCUGGCUUCCUCGUCUUCCAUUGCCCGCUCAAGCCGGACGCUAAGCAGACUCUGAAGGCUCUCAACGACUCGUCGCAUCGCAGCAUCAUGAUCACAGGUGACAAUCCGCUCACCGCUGUCCACGUCGCUACAGAAGUCGAGAUUGUGGAUCGUGAGACGCUCAUUUUGGACGUCAGAGAAGGGUCUUCGGACGAAAAGGACCUCGUUUGGAGGACUGUGGACGAACGAAAGAUCAUCCCUGUUCGAGCGGAGGACAAGCUGGACGAGACGCUCUUCGACACUUACGACAUUUGCAUGACUGGCGUUGCGCUGAGACAAUUUGUGGAGACAAAUCCUCAAGCGUGGCAAGUGCUUGUGCAGAACACAUGGGUCUAUGCGCGUGUCAGUCCUGCCCAGAAAGAGCUCAUUCUCAACACACUGAAGGGUCUCGGGUACGUGACACUCAUGGCUGGAGAUGGCACGAACGAUGUCGGCGCUCUCAAGGCUGCCAACAUUGGCAUUGCUUUGUUGGACGGAACGCCUGAAGAUCUGAAGAAGAUCUUUGAGCACCAAAGGAAUGAGCGCAACAAGAAGAUCUACGAGUCUCAACUCAAGCUCACUUCCAGAUGGGGCCAACCUCCGCCUCCAGUGCCUGCCGCCCUGAAGGAACUGUACCCCGAGCUGGAAAAAGCACGCGACGAGACCAUCAAACAGAUGCAACGCAAGCGCGUCGUUGACCCAACCGCUAAAUUCGACUUGAGCACGCUCACUGCAUCUAUGGCUGACAUGGACACCGACGCAGACGGACCACCACAAAUUAAGCUUGGAGACGCCUCCGUAGCUGCACCCUUCACUUCCAAGCUUUCGAACGUCGCUGCUAUCACGCACGUCAUCAGACAAGGAAGGUGCAGCUUGGUAUCCACCGUGCAGCAGUACAAAAUUCUUGGGCUCAACUGCCUGAUCCAGGCUUAUUCGCUCAGCGUCAUGUACCUAGACGGCAUCAAGUACGGUGACUAUCAAGUUACCAUCUCGGGCAUGCUCAUGAGCGUCUGCUUCUUGAUGAUUUCUCGAGCACAACCCAAUGAGAAAUUGUCCAAGGAACGACCUCUGGCAAAUAUCUUCAACUUCUACAUCAUCGCUUCCAUCCUUGGACAAUUUGCGCUGCACAUCGCCAGCAUGAGGUACAUCACCCAAUUGGUGCCGGUCUUUGAGGAACAAGAAAAGGUAGUGGAUCUGGAGAAGAAAUUUUCGCCCAGUCUGCUCAACACUGCCGUGUUCCUCAUCGGUCUCAGCCAACAAGUGUCCACGGUCAUUUCCAACUUUAUUGGUCAGCCGUGGAGGGAGAGCUUGUGGGCAAACACUACGAUGAGAUGGUCCUUGCUUGGCGCUUUUGGCGUCGCCUUUGGUGGUGCGCUGGAAAUCAUGCCGGAGCUCAACGAGUGGCUACAGCUCAUCAAGAUCCCCGACGCUUUCAAACUGCAUCUUGUGGCAGCUAUGAUCGUAGACUUUGCAGGAAGUCACAUCAUCGAAGAAGUGACUAGAAGAUUGUUGGCGCCCAGGACUAUUGGGGCCAUCGUGGCCAAAGGAAGGGAAAGACGUGAAGCUAGAAGAAAGGCCGAAUUGACGGCUCAACAGAACUUGGCCGGAAAUCUGCAGGAACUCGCAAAGGUGGCUAGUCAGCGCAAGACUCAGUAGGAUGCGUCCACUGCAAGAUUUGUGGGCAACAAUGUGUCGCAUCAUUAGAUUUGAAUUGAGCAACCAAGCUGGCGUACAUCUGACCACUUGUCUCGAGCAAGCACCUCGCGGGUCAAAAUUCGCAAGGUGUCAAUGUGAAUAUAUACUGGUCUGCAUGUCA
This is a messenger RNA of Ceraceosorus guamensis, 4193 nucleotides long. RefSeq names its product putative SPF1-P-type ATPase. Gene Ontology annotation, biological process: intracellular calcium ion homeostasis. Lineage: Eukaryota; Fungi; Basidiomycota; Exobasidiomycetes; Ceraceosorales; Ceraceosoraceae. The transcript is spliced from 5 exons. Gene Ontology annotation, cellular component: endoplasmic reticulum membrane. Bases 233 to 4033 code for a protein of 1266 amino acids. Gene Ontology annotation, molecular function: P-type ion transporter activity; ATP binding; ATP hydrolysis activity. The record is from RefSeq and is a predicted model, not a curated record.